Messenger RNA from Aureobasidium namibiae CBS 147.97, 1500 nucleotides. RefSeq lists its product as uncharacterized. The record is from RefSeq and is a predicted model, not a curated record. The transcript has 5 exons. The annotation marks the transcript as partial. Lineage: Eukaryota; Fungi; Ascomycota; Dothideomycetes; Dothideales; Saccotheciaceae.
AUGCGUUUCUCAUCCUAUGCUCUUCCCGCUUUGGCGGCCAACUUGGCCGCUGCCAUGCCCAAGCCUCAGGACAUCGAUCUUGAUAUGGUCCUGGCUGCCCCGGACCCGACAUACUCCGAAGCUACUGGUGUCACUGCCCAGACCGUCACCGUCAACCCUGAAGCUCUCAUUGCUUCGGCCACUGCUGUUAUCUCCUCUGUCAGCGUCGAAGUCAGCGAUGUUCUGUCUCAGACUGCAAUUGCUACCAAUGCAAAGAGAGCAGCUGCCACCACUUGUGCUCCUCAACCUUCUGGAGCGACCUCUGCCCCUACUUACGCACCAGCCAACGACAAUGUUUCCAACUUCAAGGCAAACACCUACUACUCUUCUGUCGCUGCUGCUGCGCCAACCCCCUCUGGCUACACUCAAGCGUUCCAGGCUCAAGCAGCUUCUAACAACGCAUUCGGUUACAUGGGGUUUGACACAUUCGACACUUACGACGUCAACACUUGCGCACAGCGAUGCACUGCCAAGUACGGCUGUGUCUCUUUCAACAUGUACUUCGAACGUGACCCAUCUGUCAACCCUGAUGAUUCAUCCUGCUCGAAUCCUUCCUCGGUUACCAUGAUCAAGUGCGUGUACUGGGGUGGUCAGGUUACUCAGGACAAUGCUCAGAACUCUGGCCAAAUGCGCGGCAACUUCCAAGUCGCGAUCGCUGGUUCCAACGGAUACGUGACUACACAAAUCUCAACUCCUGCUGGCUACCAGAACGGUGUUCCCUUCGGCAAGUUCGCUAUCAACGCACCUUACGAUGCUCAGGGCUACAACACGUACAUGGGAGCCAAAAUCUUCACCGGAACAUGGGAUGUCUCACAAUGCUCCAAGUUCUGCGAUGCUCAGACCAAAUACAAUCUCGCCACAGCUCCUAAGGACGGCACUCCUGCCAAGGUCUGCAAGUUUUUCAACACUUACCUCCUGCAGGCCAAGUUGGCCAAUGGCACAAUCGUUCCUCAGGGUCAAUACUGCUCGCUGUACACUGAGGCUUGGUCCAUCAAAUAUGCUGUCAACGGCGGUCAAUGGAGAGGUCAGGAUCAGUACACUGUUGAUUACAGCUUCGGUUAUGCCAAGACCGACGCUGGUUUCGACCCUACUGUUGGUGAUUCUACUGGUGCUGUCUAUCAAGCUCGUCAGGACAUGACCUAUUCUCCCUCAUCUUUGACUGCUGUCUUCCAGCCCUUCUGUUCUAGCCUUCUUGGAUACAGUGUCCCUAUCGCCUCCGCCACAGCUAUGACCACCACCACACCUGUAACCACAACUACCGUAGUGUCAACGACAACCACUGCAGCCAACGCAAAGCGCAGCGCCGGAUCCUUGUCCACGCCUGCUGUGCUCACCAAAUACCCCUCCUCGAUUUUCAAGAGCGCUUGCAGCCUCAUUGCAACAUCCCCCACCGUCACUUCGACUAUUACCGUUGCUACAUCUACUGUCACUGCUGCGACUCAGACCUCAACUGUAGUUUCU